This is a messenger RNA of Odobenus rosmarus divergens (Pacific walrus), 5249 nucleotides long. RefSeq lists its product as uncharacterized. Gene Ontology annotation, cellular component: nuclear speck. The coding region runs from base 345 to 5036 and encodes 1563 amino acids. The transcript is spliced from 17 exons. Lineage: Eukaryota; Metazoa; Chordata; Mammalia; Carnivora; Odobenidae. Gene Ontology annotation, molecular function: metal ion binding. The record is from RefSeq and is a predicted model, not a curated record.
GACUUCCGGCGGCAUUUUGAGUCGAUCUUCCUAUCGGCCUGUUAGUGUUUUCGUUGCUUUUUCUUGCUCUCCAGUCUCUCUUCCUUCAUUUUCGUCCUACAUCUCAGUCUCACUUGACCCUGGCGAAGCGGCGGGCGCGUUCUGCUUCUCAGCUGCCCCGGGGUCCUCUCGCUAGCGAAGGGCCGGUUCCCGGGAGCCGCGCGCGCACCUCCUUCUCCUCGUCGUCGUCUUCCCGGGGCCAGGCGCGGGGACAGAGAGUCGCCUCCCCCGCUCCUCGGAGCGGUGGCGGCGGUAGCGCCUCCUGACUGAGCUUGCGACAGGAGCUCGGGGAGGAGUAGUACAAAAUGUCAAAAAUUAGAAGGAAGGUCACAGUGGAAAAUACCAAGACCAUAUCUGAUAGCACAUCCCGAAGACCCAGUGUAUUUGAGAGGCUUGGACCCAGCACUGGCAGUACAGCAGAGACACAGUGCCGUAACUGGCUGAAGACUGGCAACUGCCUCUAUGGAAACACAUGUAGAUUCGUACAUGGCCCUUCACCCCGUGGUAAAGGUUAUAGCAGCAAUUAUAGAAGGUCACCAGAAAGACCUACAGGGGAUCUUAGAGAAAGAAUGAAGAACAAGCGCCAAGAUGUGGACACUGAGUCCCAGAAACGAAAUACAGAGGAGUCUUCCUCACCUGUUAGGAAAGAAUCUUCAAGAGGGAGACAUAGGGAAAAGGAAGACAUAAAAAUCACUAAGGAGAGAACGCCAGAAAGUGAAGAAGAAAAUGUAGAAUGGGAAACUAAUAGAGAUGAUUCUGACAAUGGAGAUAUUAAUUAUGAUUACGUUCAUGAGUUGUCAUUGGAAAUGAAGCGUCAGAAGAUACAGAGGGAAUUAAUGAAGCUGGAACAAGAAAACAUGGACAAGAGAGAAGAAAUUAUUAUUAAAAAAGAGGUUUCACCAGAAGUGAUUAGAUCAAAAUUAUCUCCAUCACCUUCUCUAAGAAAAUCAAGCAAAUCUCCAAAGCGAAAAUCAAGCCCUAAGUCAUCAUCUUCAGCAAGCAAGAAAGACAGGAAGACAGCUGCAGUAUCCUCACCCUUAUUGGACCAGCAGAGGAAUUCAAAAGGCAACCAGAGUAAAAAGAAAGGACCUCGAACUCCUAGUCCACCCCCUCCUAUACAGGAAGAUAUUGUUCUGGGGAAAAAAUAUAAAGAAAAGUAUAAAGUAAAAGAUAGAAUAGAAGAAAAACCAAGAGAUGGAAAAGACAGAGGACGAGAUUUUGAAAGACAAAGGGAAAAAAGAGACAAGCCAAGGUCUACUUCCCCAGUAGGACAGCAUCAUUCUCCUAUAUCUUCUAGACAUCAUUCAUCUUCCUCACAAUCAGGAUCAUCUAUUCAAAGACAUUCUCCUUCUCCUCGUCGAAAAAGAACUCCUUCACCAUCUUAUCAGAGGACAAUAACUCCACCUUUACGACGCUCCGCUUCUCCUUAUCCUUCACAUUCUCUGUCUUCUCCUCAGAGAAAGCAAAGUCCCCCAAGACAUCGCUCUCCAAUGCGAGAAAAAGGGAGGCAUGACCAUGAACGAACUUCACAGUCUCAUGAUCGGCGUCAUGAAAGAAGGGAAGAGACCAGAAGCAAAAGGGAUAGAGAAAAGGACACAAGAGAAGAACGAGAGUAUGAACAAGAUCAGAGCUCUUCUAGAGACCACAGAGAUGACCGAGAACCUCGAGAUGGUCGGGAUCGAAGAGAUACCAGAGAUACUAGAGACCGACGGGAACUAAGGGACUCCAGAGACAUUCGGGACUCCAGGGAGAUGAGAGAUUAUAGCAGAGAUAACAAAGAGAGCCGUGAUCCCAGAGAUUCUCGGUCUGCUCGUGAUACCCAUGACUACAGGGACCGUGAAAGUCGAGAUUCUCAUCGAAAGGAGGAUACCUAUCAAGAAGAAUCCCGAAGUUAUGGCAGAAACCAUUUGAGAGAAGAAAGUUCUCGUACUGAAAUAAGGAAUGAUGCCAGAAAUGAGUCUCGAAGUGAAAUUAGGAAUGACCGGAUGGGCAGAAGUAGGGGGAGAGGUCCAGAAUUACCUGAAAAGGGAAGUCGAGGCACAAGAGGUUCUCAAAUUGAUAGUCACAGUAGUAGUAGCAACUAUCAUGACAGCUGGGAAACUCGAAGUAGCUAUCCUGAAAGAGACAGAUAUCCUGAAAGAGACAACAGAGACCAAGCAAGGGAUUCUUCCUUUGAGAGAAGACAUGGAGAGAGAGACCGUCGUGACAACAGAGAGAGAGAUCAAAGACCAAGCUCACCAAUUCGACAUCAGGGAAGGAAUGACGAGCUUGAGCGUGAUGAAAGAAGAGAGGAACGAAGAGUAGACAGAGUGGAGGAUAGAAGAGAUGAAAGGGCUAGAGAAAGAGAGAGGGAGCGAGAGCGAGACAGAGAGCGUGAGAGGGAGAGGGAGCGUGAGCGGGAUCGGGAAAGAGAGAAGGAAAGAGAGCUGGAAAGAGAGCGUGCUAGGGAGAGGGAGAGAGAACGAGAACGAGAAAAGGAGAGGGACCGUGAAAGGGAGCGAGAGCGUGACCAUGAUCGAGAGAGGGAGAGAGAGCGGGAGCGAGACAGGGAAAAAGAGCGGGAGCGAGAGAGAGAAGAGCGGGAGCGAGAGCGAGAGCGGGAGAGGGAACGGGAGCGAGAGCGGGAACGAGAGCGAGCGAGAGAAAGGGAUAAGGAACGAGAGCGUCAGAGGGAGUGGGAAGACAAAGACAAAGGGCGAGAGGACCGCCGAGAAAAGCGGGAAGAUACCAGAGAAGACCGGAAUCCCAGAGAUGGGCACGAUGAGAGGAAGUCCAAGAAACGCUAUAGAAAUGAAGGGAGUCCUAGCCCUCGUCAGUCACCUAAGCGCCGGCGAGAACAUUCUCCUGACAGUGAUGCAUACAACAGCGGAGAUGAUAAAAAUGAAAAACAUAGACUCUUGAGCCAGGUUGUACGACCUCAAGAGUCUCGUUCUCUCAGUCCGUCACACCUUACAGAAGACAGGCAGGGUAGAUGGAAAGAGGAAGAUCGUAAACUAGAAAGAAAAGAGAGUUCAAGACGGUAUGAAGAGCAAGAGCUCAAAGAGAAAGUUUCUUCUGUAGAUAAGCAGAGAGAACAGACAGAAAUCAUGGAAAGCUCAAGAACUCGUGCACAAGACAUGAUAGGACACCACCCGUCUGACGAUCGAGACACAUCUGAUCGAGCUCACGAUGAGAACAAGAAAAAAGCAAAAAUUCAAAAGAAACCUAUUAAGAAAAAGAAAGAGGAUGAUGUUGGGAUAGAGAGGGGUAACGCAGAGACAGCAUCUGAAGAUGGUCAAGUAUUUUCACCAAAAAAAGGACAGAAGAAGAAAAGUAUUGAAAAAAAACGUAAAAAAUCCAAAGGCGAUUCUGAUAUUUCUGAUGAAGAAGCAGCCCUGCAGAGUAAGAAGAAGCGAGGCCCACGGACUCCCCCAAUAACAACCAAAGAGGAGCUGGUUGAAAUUUCCAACGGUAAGGAUGGCAGUCUAGAGGAUUCUCAGAAAAAAGAAGAUACGGCGUUCAGUGACUGGUCUGAUGAGGAUGUGCCUGAGCGGGCGGAGGGGGCAGAACCGGAGCACGCUACCACAGCUGCUACUCCUGCAAGGACUCCUUCUCCGUCUUCUCUUCCUCCUCCUCCUCCUCCUGCGGCCACUGCUGCCAGUACCACUGGCCCGGCUCCUCUCGCCAUGUCCGCUGCCGCCAGCUUCACAUCGACUGCCGCCAUUGCCUCCUCUGCCACCCCCACCGGUACCGCCAAUGAAGACUCGCACAGAAAGUGCCACAGAGCACGAGCGGAAAAGGUAGAGGCACCUCAUGUUACCAUAGAAGAUGCACCGCAUCGCAAGCCAGUGGAUCAAAAGAGGAGUAGCAGCCUUGGGAGCAAUCGGAGUAAUCGUAGUCAUACGUCGGGUCGUCUCCGUUCCCCAUCCAAUGAUUCUGCCCAUCGAAGUGGAGAUGACCAGAGUGGUCGAAAGAGAGUACUCCAUAGUGGCUCAAGAGAUAGAGAGAAAACAAAAAGUAUGGAAAUCACAGGAGAGAGAAAAUCUAGGAUUGAUCAGUUAAAGCGUGGAGAACCCAGUCGAAGUACUUCUUCAGAUCGCCAGGAGUCAAGGAGCCAUAGUUCGAGAAGAAGUUCUCCUGAAUCGGAUCGACAGGUCCAUUCAAGAUCCGGGUCGUUCGAUAGCAGAGAUAGGCUUCAAGAACGUGAUCGAUAUGAGCAUGAUAGAGAGCGGGACAGAGAGAGGAGAGAUACAAGACAGAGAGAAUGGGACCGAGAUGCCGAAAAAGAUUGGCCACGGAACAGGGACCGAGAUAGAUUGCGGGAACGAGAGAGAGAACGAGACAAAAGGAGAGAUUUGGACAGGGAAAGGGAGAGACUAAUUCCUGAUUCUGUGGAAAGGGACAGGGACAGAGACAGAGACAGAACUUUUGAGAGUUCUUCUCAAAUAGAGUCUGUUAAACGCAGUGAAGCAAAACUGGAAAGUGAACAUGAAAGAGACCUAGAAGGCACUUCCCGAGACUCUCUUGCUUUGGAUAAAGAAAAAAUGGAUAAAGAUCUAGGAUCUGUGCAGGGAUUUGAAGAUCUAAACAAAGCUGAGAGAACUGAGAGUGUGGAAGCAGGAGAUGACGAAUCCAAGUUAGAUGAUGCACAUUCAUUAGGAUCUGGUGCUGGAGAAGGAUAUGAGCCAAUCAGUGAUGAUGAACUAGAUGAAAUUCUAGCAGGUGAUGCUGAAAAGAGGGAAGACCAACAGGAUGAGGAGAAGAUGCCAGAUCCAUUAGAUGUGAUAGAUGUGGAUUGGUCUGGUCUUAUGCCAAAGCAUCCAAAAGAACCACGAGAGCCUGGGGCUGCACUGUUAAAAUUCACACCUGGAGCUGUUAUGCUUAGAGUUGGGAUUUCUAAAAAGUUGGCAGGUUCUGAACUCUUUACCAAAGUCAAAGAAACAUGUCAGAGACUUUUAGAAAAACCCAAAGGUAAUUGCAUUCUACUUUGUGCAGUGUCUGCUAUAACUGUUAAUUAAGUGCCUUUGCAAAGGGUGCUGUUCUGUUCUCAUGCAGCACUUAACCAUAUAGGAACUGGGUUUGUGUUUUUUUUUGAUGACUCACUUAAGGUUCUUUAUUUAAAUCUUCUUUGAAAUUUUAGAAAGGAAUUUUGACCAUGAAAAUUAAAACCCACAGAAAAGUUACAGAAAUAGCACAAAUGAUCUUUCUUACCAUAAUUACUUUUUAACAGG